Camellia sinensis is the source of this 690-nucleotide messenger RNA. NCBI's taxonomy places the organism in Eukaryota, Viridiplantae, Streptophyta, Magnoliopsida, Ericales, Theaceae. The record is from RefSeq and is a predicted model, not a curated record.
AUGGUAAGAUGGCUUUUGGCUCUAGCAGAAUAUGACAUCACUUGCGUUACUCCCAAGGCUAUUAAGAGCCAAGAACUCAUAGACUUACUACCACAAUUCCCAUCUGGUGAACAUGAACCUGCAGAGGUACCUCUACCAGGUGAGGUUCACGUCUCAGCAGCUGCAAUUGAGACUUAUUGGGACUUAAAAUUUGAUGGAGCUUCUGUAGCUGGGAAAGGUGGAGCUGGCAUAACACUAACCAGUCAAGAAGGAGAAAAGUUUCAUCUAUCAUAUAAGCUUGACUUUGAAUGUUCAAACAACGAGGCCGAAUACGAGGUGUUAAUACUGGGUCUAAUUGUUGCUCAAAAGAAAGGCCUCUGCAAGUUAAAAAUUUGGGGCGACUCUAAGCUAGUUGUCAAGCAAACAAUGGGUGAUUUCACCUUGAAGGAGCCUCUGUUGGACCCAUAUCGCACUAUAGUUCAAAAGUUGCUUACUCAAUUUGAUGAUGUCCAAAUCCAGUAUACCCCUCGAACACACAAUCAUUUCCCCGAUGCCUUCGUUACAUUGGGUGCAAAGGUGGAUAUACCAGAUAAUAGUAUAGCCAUCAUCAUUGAGAAAAGAACAACACCAGUAGUGUUAGCUGAAGAACAUACAAAGCAAGAUGCUGAGGGAUGGAAAGCAGAUAUAAUCCAGCAACUGAAACCAGGCUAG